This is a messenger RNA of Diabrotica balteata, 306 nucleotides long. The record is from the annotation of a GenBank genome assembly. NCBI's taxonomy places the organism in Eukaryota, Metazoa, Arthropoda, Insecta, Coleoptera, Chrysomelidae.
AUGAGUGAGCUUCAAGGAGGGAAAGGAUCAGAUCAGAUUGCCUCUUGUAUUUUAAAAAAGUUGCUUCAGUUACCAACAAGUGUAGAACAAGUAAUUACGUACUCAGAUACGUGUGGCGGCCAGAAUAGAAACAUUAACAUGGCAGUUAUGUUUAUGUAUGCUCUAGCCAAAAAUGAUCAUCUUAAGAUUAUUGAUCAAAUGUUUCUCCUACCAGGGCAUACUCGCCUUGAAUGCGACAGUGAUCAUGCCCUCAUUGAACCAGCAAAAAAAGACUUGGUUCUUCAGGAUCUUCGAAUGCUGAUGUAG